Marmota monax (woodchuck) is the source of this 3518-nucleotide messenger RNA. RefSeq names its product CD274 molecule (gene Cd274). Gene Ontology annotation, cellular component: external side of plasma membrane. The transcript has 8 exons. Gene Ontology annotation, biological process: cell surface receptor signaling pathway; immune response; positive regulation of T cell proliferation. The record is from RefSeq and is a predicted model, not a curated record. The coding region runs from base 272 to 1135 and encodes 287 amino acids. NCBI's taxonomy places the organism in Eukaryota, Metazoa, Chordata, Mammalia, Rodentia, Sciuridae.
UGGGGCGGAGCUUUGUGCCAGAGGGCGGGGACGCCCUCUCGCCUGCGAGGUCUUUAGAGCGCACACACGCUACAUCCCCUGGUCGCUUAAUCUUGGGUACCGGCUCCUGACUCUUUGCGCAGCCAGCCACGAGUCUCCCCACCCGCAGGUCACAUUUCAUUGCUCGUGAAAGUGUCCACUCUUGUCUGGGAAUUCACACAAGGUCAGUUUCUUACCGGAAGAAGAUAUCAGUGUUCUCUUGGACCAACUACUCUCAUGUCAUUGCAAAAAGAUGAGGAUGUUUAAUGUCUUUAUAUUCACAUCCUUCUGUCAUUUGCUGAACGCCUUUAGUAUCACUGUUCCCAAGGACCUGUAUGUAGUUGAAUAUGGCAGCAAUGUGACAAUCGAAUGCAAAUUCCCAGUAGAAAAACAACUAGACUUGGGUUCAUUAGUUGUCUACUGGGGAAAGGAGGAUGAGGAAAUUAUUCAGUUUGUGAAUGGGAAAGAAGACCUGAAGGUUCAGCACAGUAGCUACAGGCAGAGGGCCUGGCUGUUGAAAGACCAGCUCUACCAGGGAAAUGCUGUCCUUCAGAUCACGAAUGUGAAAUUGCAGGAUGCUGGGGUUUACUGCUGCAUGAUCAGCUAUGGUGGUGCAGACUACAAGUGGAUUACCUUGAAAGUCAAUGCCCCAUACCGCGAGAUCAGCCAAAGAAUUUCUAUGGAUCCGGUCACCUCUGAAUAUGAACUAACAUGUCAGGCUGAGGGCUACCCUGAGGCUGAAGUCAUCUGGACAAGCAGUGACCACCAAAUACUGAGUGCUAAAACCACCAUCACCAAAUCCCAGAGGGAAGAGAAGUUUUUCAAUGUGACCAGCACACUGAGAAUCAACACAACAGCUAAUGAGAUUUUCUACUGUACUUUUAAGAGAUUAAGUUUCACAGAAAACAAUACAGCUGAAUUGGUCAUCCCAGAACCAUCUACAUUACUUCAAAGGACUCACUUUGUGAAGCUGGGAGCUGUCCUGUUUUGCUUUGGUGCAGCAUUGACAAUCCUGUUCUGCUUAAGAAAAAAUGUGAGAAUGCUAGAUGUGGAGAAUGGUGGCAUCCAAGAUAUAAACUCAAGGAAGCAAAAUGAUACACAGUUUGAAGAGACGUAACCAGCAUUGAAAAUUACAUUUUACAAGCAGGGAUUCUUUGCCUGUUGUUUGGGAGUUCACGGAUGAAAGGGCCCAUGGGAUGCUGCUGAUGAUGUUGGAAUUAAAAGGCCCAAAUAUUGAAAAUAGAACCUGGGGAAAGAAGAGGAGAACAAAGAAAGAUGGGAGUAGAAAGGGGAGCCUGGAAGGAAACCUGGGCACUUCAACAUAAGCUGAGAGACUUGUUGGUGCAUGUAAAAGGGACAAAGAACACUUCUGAAUGAGGCGUCUCCAAGCAAACCAUCCAUCACUCAUGCUAGGAAAGUGGGUUGAGGAUCCCUGAUUUCAUGGAUGUUCUUGCAGAAGUGCCCUUUGCCUCUCCUUGUCUUCUCCACCUCCUCGUGUUGCAACAGUGUUGAAGAAUGAGUUGUUUCUAUUUAUUUCCAGUCUGAGGGGUCUUGUCAUAUGACUGUGGCUAUGAAUGAUUUCUUUUGAAGACAUACUAUAGUAGAAGUUAAAAUUUUGUCACCAAACUCUAUACUUAACUGCUUGUUUGUGUUCAGUGAAACAUCUAGUAUUUGUUAGAUACUAGUAUUCUCUGUAACUGACAUUACAAAUUGGAAGCAUAGAAAAUAAGCCAUUGGUUUGUAUAGGAUUUGACCUUAUAUAACUUAUUGAUACUUUGUUUGACUUGACUAAUCCUAUUCUCAGACCUCAGGGGUCUGCUGCAAAAUCUGUUCCCUUUAAAUAUCAGAUUUAUAACUGUGUGGUACUAUACACACAUGAUCUCAUGUAUUCCUGUCAUCACAACCACUAUUAUACCCAUUUAACAGCUGAGGAAACAGAGAGAUUAAGUAGCUUGUACACAGCAGUAAAUAGCAGUCUUCAGAUUUCCUCAAUUUAUCUGCUGUCCUUUUGGAAUACAAUUAACAUCUCUAUUUUAAGAAAUGUGUUUAUUUAAAAAGUGUUUAAAUAUCUUUGUAUGAUACAUGUGCCUUGCAUUGGGCCAGGCAUUGAGUCUACAGAAGUGAGCAAGACAAAAUAUCAGUUGCAUAAACAUGAUAAUAAUCAAAGCAAUUUUUAGAUUAUAGGAAGUCAGUAUUUUUUAAAAAACUGUGGAAAAUAACUCUGGAAUUCCUUUUCUAGCAUUAUAUUUAUCCCUGAUAUGUCUUUACCAUACUUCUCUAUGUAGUGUGUGGUAUUUUUAGCACCUUCUUUUUAUUUUUUCUCCAUUUAUGCUUAUUUUAUGUUUGCACAGUGAUGCCCAUGGGUUCUCAGGUUACAGUGAGUCAAUCCAGAGUCAAUUCAGCAUUGAAGGGCAGAGAUGUUUUGUUGUUGUUGUUGUUGUUUGGUUUGGUUUGGUUUGGUUUUCUACUGAGGAUUGAACCCAGGGCCCUAUAAACUCUCUAUCUCUGAUCUGAUCUGCACCCUCAGCCCUUUUUAUUUUGAAACAGGGUCUUGCUAAGUUGCAGAGAAUGGCCUCCAACUUGCAAUCCUGCUGUGUUUGCUACCUGUGGUGGAAUUACAGGUAUGUACCAUUGUACCUAGCAAUGGCCUUAUUAUUAACUCUUUAUGCAAGAAACAUGUCAAAAACUUUUUAAAUAUAUUUUCUUUUUUUUUUUAUACCAAGGAUUGAAAUCAGGAGUGCUUAACCACUGAGCCACAUCACCAGCCCUUUUUAUAUUUUACUUUGAGACAGUGUCUCACUAAGUUGCUGAGGGCCUCCCUAAAUUGCUGAGGCUGGCUUUGUACUUGCAAUCCUCCUGCCUCAGCUUCCCCAGCCUCUGGGAAUACAGGCAUGCCCCACCACACCCUUAGUAUAAAUUUCACCUUGAAUGUUGCACUUGCAUAAUUACAUGUUAUUUCUGGAAAUUCCAGCAAAGUACCUUGGCUGCUGGCUACCCUGGACCCUUGUCUGUACCAGAAAGGGACCAUUUUCUCUGCUUAAACCCUAUAAUAUCAUCAUCUUUUAUCCCUACAUGGGCCUCAUAAGAUAUUUUUUUCCAGAGGCACUGAGAUUCAGAUGACCUUUCAAAACUUUUCCUUCACUCCUGGCAAUUUAUUAGCAUCUUCUUUGUUGCCACGUGUCAAUACUGAAGAAACAAAGUCUCCAACAGAACCCCUUAUAUUAUGUGUUUCUACUUUAUUUAUUUAUACAAUAAUUUGUGUGAAAAUGUCCUUUGUUUGAUACAAAGACUGUGGAUGAGCAAGACAUUCAUUUGUUCCAUACAUUCACUCCAUUCCUAAGUCUCAACACCUCGUGGUGUUGGAUUUAUAAGCACUUUAACCCUGUUGUCUUGUGUUUCAUUGUAAAUUACAUAUGCAGAAAUGUCAUCUAAUUCUAUAUUUGAUUGUCAUUGUUUGUACCUGCAUUAAUUUAAUAAAAUAUUUAUUUUGUUUCUCAUUA